Acanthoscelides obtectus is the source of this 861-nucleotide messenger RNA. The record is from the annotation of a GenBank genome assembly. Lineage: Eukaryota; Metazoa; Arthropoda; Insecta; Coleoptera; Chrysomelidae.
AUGGAGAACAUGAUGCAGGGCAAUAAGAUCAGACGAGUUGCAGCUACUCGCAUGAAUGAGAGGUCAUCUCGAUCACACACGAUUUUCCGGAUUAUUCUGGAGUCGAAAGAUGCCAAUCAGAAAGAUGGACCUGUACAUAUAAGCUACCUUAACUUAAUGGACUUAGCUGGUUCUGAGAGAGUUUCUCUGACGAAAGCUGCUGGUGAGCGUCUUAAAGAGGGGGCUAACAUAAACAAAUCUUUGUCAGUAUUAGGAAAUGUGAUAAGGCAACUAAGCGAGGGGAAGGAGUUUAUCAGUUAUCGCGAUUCGAAAUUGACUAGACUGCUCUCACAGGCUCUUGGCGGUAAUGCCAAAUCAUUGAUUAUCGGGAAUAUCAGACCAAUGAUCCACCGCGAAGUAGCCGAUGGUCUAGAGCGUCUUUGGAACGUAAGAGUAAACUGCAUAUGGGAAGCCGAUGAAAGUAGUCGCCAUGGAGAGGUUUAUAUAUUCGACCAUGUAUUUAAGCAGGAAUGUACAAAUUCAGAUGUAUAUGGAUCUGUAGUAAAACCUUUAGUCGAUUCCUUCAUGGAAGGUUUCAAUGCCACAAUAUUUGCAUAUGGCCAAACAUCUUCUGGCAAAACACACACCAUUUUGGGCAAUAAAACAGAUCCUGGGCUUUUCCAAUUAGUAUCCAAUCAGUUAUUCCAGCAUGUGGCAGACCAGGUUGAUAAGAGGUACUUGAUUAGAUGCAGUUAUAUUGAAAUCUACAAUGAAAAGAUCAAUGACCUCCUGGAUAAGAGCAAUCAGGGUUUAACUAUAAGAGAAGAUAUCAAAGGAAAUGUGCUGCUUGAUUGCAAGGGAAGCUGUCGUAGACAAUGUUGA